AAAAUGCGUCACAGCAACAAGCAUGUGAGAACGUGCGUCGCGCAUGUUUUGUUUUCAAUCGUCCUUGCUGCGUAUGUGUUCAAUUUUCAUCCUGCAGUAAAAGCAACCGUUUUGGUAUUUUUGUGCUUUUGAUAAUUCGGUAAACAAACGUGCAGAUACUUCAAUCGGUUGUGUAUCAGAGGGAAUUUCGGCGAACAAUGUCUGAAGAAGAUUGCCCUCCUCCACUGUGUGAAAUGGAAACGGGGGGUGAUUCCAACGGAGAGGACGAAGAAACGGACGAAUGGGAGGUUGCGGAAGAACAAAACGACCCGGUGCGGUGUUUGUUCUGCGAACAGAUCUCUCCCACUAUGACAACCGCGAUUCGGCACGCUAAGGAACGACACGGGUUCGAUUUGGGCGAGGUGCGGCGAAGGUUUCAUUUGGAUGAGUACUCGUACAUCAAGAUGAUUAACUAUAUUCGGCUGGAGAUGCCCGAUCCGGCUGUGUUCAAGGAAGAGACAAAUGUGUUCUGGUCAGAUGAUAAGUAUUUGAAACCGAUUGCAAACGAAACCUGGUUGAUGUUCGAUUUGGACGAGUUGGAUGAGAUUCUGUUGAAUGGUAAUGGAAGCUCCCGUUGCAAAGAUAAUGGGAACGAAAUUGGUGACACGAUUACACUGACAACGGAUCAGUAUCGAAAGCUGCAGGGAAUCAUUAAUGAACUGACCGCACAGCUGCGAGAGAAAGAAGACUUGUUGCAGCAUGCGGCGAAUGAUAUCGAGAAAAUGAAACUCAGUUUUCGUAACUUGUAUGAACAGCAAAGUGUGAGGAAUGUUGCGAGCCGUAAGAAGGGCCCCGAGGAGAAAAUUGCGCAAAUAAGAGAGGACUUGAAGCAUUGUGUUAGCAAUGUGGCCGUGGAAGAUGACCAGAGUUAUUUCAAUACGUACUCUCAUUUUGGGAUUCAUCAUGAUAUGCUCAGCGAUUAUGUUCGAACUGCUAGCUACAGAGAUGCCAUUCUAGACAACGCAGAUAUUUUUAAGGAUAAAAUAGUGAUGGACUUAGGAUGUGGGACUGCGAUUCUAUCUAUGUUUGCAGCUAAGGCAGGGGCACAAGAGGUGAUUUCCAUUGACCAAUCAGAUAUAAUUUAUCAAGCGAUGGAUAUUGUACGACGGAACGAGAUUGAAAACAUCAAAUUUGUUAAGGGUCGCUUAGAGGACACCGAACUGCCUGCCGAAAAGGUUGACAUUAUCGUCUCCGAAUGGAUGGGCUAUUUUCUUCUGUUCGAAGGAAUGAUGGACAGUGUAAUAUAUGCGCGAAAGCAGUAUUUGAAGGAGGGUGGCUUCAUUCUGCCGAACAGAUGUAACAUCAGCCUAGUAGGUUAUGGUGACGUUGAGCGUCACGAUGAAUUCAUUGGUUUCUGGAAAAAUGUGUAUGGAUUCGACAUGUCAUGCAUGAAGAAGGAAGUCCUACGGGAGGCUACAGUGGAGGUGUGCAAGCCAGAGCACAUCAUCACGAAUGCGAAUAUAAUCGCUAAUUUCGACCUCAUGGAGGUGGACGUCAAUUGUCCAAAUUUUAGUUACGAUUUCGAAUUGACAGCGAAGCGGACCUGCAAGCUUACAGCUCUGGUUGGAUACUUUGACACAUUCUUUGAACUGCCGGUACACGUAGAGUUCUCUACUUCUCCCUACACAAAACCAACUCACUGGAAGCAAACCAUUUUCUACGUCGAAGAACCAAUUCCGGUGAAGGAGGGGCAAGUGAUCACAGGUAAGUUCAUCUGCAGGCGGGAUCCAAAGGAUGCUCGUUCGCUGUUUAUCACAAUUGAGUAUCUUGAUCAUGUGUUCAAAUACACCCUUAAUUAGCAGAUAGGAAUUCUUAUUUUGUUUAAAUGAAGUUAAAAAAAAAACUAAGUGAAAAAUCUAUCGAUCGAUUGAACCAACUCUCAGCUUUAAAAUGACAACGUUACAGGAGCUUGUCUCAGUAGGAGUUUCAAUAUGUUUAUAAGUAAAAAGUAUUCACCAAACACGGUGGUUGUGUAAUAAACAAAAAUAAUAACAAAAAAAAAAGCGAAUGGGAGCUGAAUAAUCCAGUUGUCCUUUUUGGAGGAAAUUGGUUCUACAAAAUGUAAAACUAUUGCUUUAAUUUAACACUAGAAUGUCAGAUCACACUCUCUCUUCCAUAUUUUUACAGUAACCGUGCAAAUGCUUGCACUCAAUCGGAAACACUAGAGACAAUCAGUUAUGCUGUAGUUCGAUUAAAGUAUUUUCCAAAUAACAAAAAAAAACUAACAUGCCUCAGAGGUAGCAAACAUUUCGGUUUUUUUGAAUCACUAUUAUAAAAUGUUGGUUGCUUUUUGCACCCGGAUAGAAGCAAAAGAAACAAAAUAAAAUGGUAGAGAAAGCUUUUUUACAUAUGUAGAAUCAAAUUAGUAGCGAUAGCUUGUCGAGAGCUUCACACUUUCAACGGGGUCUAAUUUUUGUACACAAAGUUUUUUGAUCCUCGAAGGGAAUAUUUUUGAUAGAAACAUCCAUUUUUGAUCGUUGGUCCCAGGAAAUAAAUUAAUCAAUUCUUGUAACAUCUGGUGAAUACACAGAAGUAUAUGCUCCAGCCGUGAACUGCAAGUUAAGAAAACAAUACAAUAAAGAAUGACGAAGGCUUUGAAAUAAGAUUUACAUAUCGUAAUUACUUCACUGAUAAAUUGAUAAAGUUCAUAGGCUAUACUUGUUUGGAGGCAAACCAAGGUUGUUAUAUUCUUAGGUAUCUAAUCUAAUCGAUUUCCCCAUAAAACUACUAAAGAUGUACAGUGUGGAAACGUGAAGGCGGAGAUUACCUCGAAGAAUGAAUGGUUAAUAGAUGGAAAUGUGAGGCAUUUCAUGUGUACCAUACCGUGAGCUGUGGGGUGAAGUUAUAACUAUUAUAUGACGAACAGAAAGGACGUUUAUUCUACAGCAAUAAUCUCUAUCCGGCAUCGUCCAAAUGUAGCCAGUGGAAGAGAAAUUGCUUUCCGACGGGAACAAGUGAGACGUCUCUAACGUUUCCUUGGCGACUUUCGUAACAUACGGACAAGCGUUGUCGUGCAGAAAUAUCAUUUUGCUAUGUCUCAGAACAUUUGCAACAAUUGCUAGAGUGUUAACGUUCCGCGGUAAUGAUUUCGAUAGGUUGGAGUUCAUAGUAAAUUCAAUUCGAAGUGGUCCGUUGUCCGACUCGACCGUUGAAAGGGAGACAUGACCGGACGCACAUCGCGGUUUUUUGCGCCUUAAGUUGUAUUGGGGGAUGAACUUUCCAACUUUCAUCACGAUUCAACAUAACUCUUCCUAUUCUCCUUUUGGGGCAGUUGUUGGACGCUGCGAAAAGCAGCGUUCAAAGUCUUUUGGCUUGAGUGAAUACUGAGCUCAAUUUCUAGACUUUGUACAAUACCAGUGUUUGGGAAUCUGUCAAUAUCCACUGUAUCAUGCUACACUUUUGAUGACUGUAUACAACUUUGAACCGCACGCAUUAUAUUGUAUUGUUCCCAGUUCUGGUGGUUGUGAUUUGUUAAUUCAUAGGUCUUCAUACGUCCAUUAGUACAUGGAUUCAUGAAAUCUGGGAAGUCUUGGACAUGAGGAUUGAUGAAACAUUGUUUCAGAUCGUCGAACGAUUUUUUACCUUUUUCACUCCAUUCAAAUUUUACGUCUUUGCUUGUCAGUUUGUUCAGGGAUUCAUAUAGUUUUGCGAUGUCUUUUAUAUGUUUGCGAUAAUAAUUCGCAAAAGCUACUAAUCUUUCGAUUUCAUCUGUCUUAGAAGGCAUCAGAAGGUCAGUUAUUCACUGCUUCUAUUUACGCAUGAUCUGGCCUGAUACCUACCGCAGAGAUAUAAUGCCCUAUAUACAGUAAUUCUUCUUUCAAAAAAUUGCAUUUUGUUUGGAUUCAGUCUCAGAUUUACAUCUCUUUAUCUUGGGAAAACUGAGAUUAGAUUUUGGUCAUGUUCUUGGAGUGUUUUACCCAAAAUAAUGAUGUCAUCUAGAUACCACAUAGGCUGAAAAGCCCUGGAGUUGUUAAUGGAAACAAUAGUUUUUUGGGCAAAACUGUAUUUAUUCCGCAACAUAGUGUCCUUCGAGGACAAUACACUUUUUUCCCAAAAUAUAUAUUUUUAUUGAGGCUCAUAUGGCGUUAGCUUCACGGGGCCGGGAGUUCAAUAUUUCGACAAUUUUUGCCUUAUGACUAUGUUAGUAAUAUGUAACCGAUUACUCGCGGUUGUCUCGAGGUUAGUAUUACAUCGUAUUGUCUUAUUUGGAACGUUGCAACCUCCAAUGCUCUGUAUGUGUGGCCGACACGAGAUACUACCUAUUGAGGGGCCAAUGAACCGGAUACACGACUAGACAACAUGCUCGAUGUCGAGGUAACCAUCGCCACAAUCACAAAGAUUGUUUGCUGCGAGCCCAAUGCGAUAAAGAUGCGCGUUUAGGUUGUAGUGAUUGGACAUAAGCCGAGAUAUCACGCGAAUGAAAUCACGACCUACAUUCAAUCCCUUGAACCAUGCAUUCGUUGAGACCUUAGGGAUAAUCGUGUGUAACCAACGACAAAACUCAUCUUCACUCCAAAUGCGCUGCCAACUAACGAGUGUGUGCUAACGAGGAAUGUGAAAAAAAUCAUUAUAAACAAUUUACCAUUCAAAAAGUGUGCCUUCUGAAGCGCCCACCUUAGCUAGCGAGUCCGGCAAUACACGUGGUAUAGCGAGUUUACAACAUUUCGAUUCCCAUUCUGUAGUACGAAACGUCUAAGUCUUCGAAAUAUGUCUCAGUGCCAUUCUGCAGACUGCCUAUUUGGCUCAGGAGUCUGGCAAUGCAUCCACGUUUCAUCCAUUAUCACAAAACGUUGAAAGAAGUCCACUCAAUUACUCUUCAACAACUCGCCGCUGUUUUUGGUCGACGGUCAGCAAACGGGGCACCCAUCGCGCGGAUAGCUUUUUCAUGUCUCGCCUAACUCGCGUACCUACACUUUACGCUCGUUCAAAACGAGUUAAUGCAUUUGUUUUACGAUUUCUGGAUUCGUAGCCUCUUUUGGCCUUCCAGAGUGAGGUGCAUCUGCGGUGCUUGUACGGCCCGUUUUAAAUUCACUAAACCACCGAUAAACUGUUGUUCUCGAAGGAACAGAAGUGGAAUAACAUUUCGUCAAUCAAUUGUUUAGGAGUUCAGGAGUCAACAACUGCAUUGAUUGGUCAGGAGUCGGUUUCCUCGGCCUCUCCAUGACCUAUUAUUGUUUUGGCUAGGCCCUCUCUGGUUAUGUCUUCGGCUAUGCUGGACGCUAAACCAUAGAGUUGUUUCAUUCAUCGACGAUCCCGGGCCACAUUCAAGUGCAUCCGAGAUUGUUCAAGGUAUUUGAAUUUCUUCUUUGAAGUAUUUAAGAGGAAUUGACGUUUCUGUAGACACUCUUCCCUAUACAUUUUCGAGUCCAAGGUCUUGUUUGUGACGAGAAUCUUGGUUUUCUGUCCACAGUUGCAAAUCCCUUGCCAAAUCAAGAACUUUCUGGCAAAUUUAACAGCGAAAACGAACUUUAUAGUGUUUCAGGCCUGGGAGCUGUCCAAAAUGCAUCUUCACGUACGCUUCGCCACCAUCAGCAUAUAUCCUUCAUACUUCGUCAAAACCUUAUUGUACAACUUUCGAGCGCGUCUUCUGGCCAUCAUAUUUUGCUUCAGCAUCCUGUUUGGUUGCUUGCAGGCACGGAAAUAACGACAACCUUCUCGCAUACGGAUUCUCUGGAUGGUACUUUAGUUGGAGCAGUGUUUUUGGCGAUGUCGUAGUCCGACAGUCACGAUUUGCCUUAAUUGUUCUCAAUACAUUCAACCUCAGUUUCCGAUCAUAAAUUCGCCUAAGAUGUGUCCUCUGAUCCAUCGGAACAACUCUUGUAGGACCAUUAUAACGUUUCAUCAGAUCAUACACGGUCGAUUUAGCGAUUUUAGUAGUGGUCAGGUGGUCGGAUGUUUAAUGUGGUUGUUCAAAAUCAAAUUUCUUCUCUCGGCUUCCAUCCUGCACAACAAAACGGAUCAAUGUGAAAUUUUCACUGUCAACAGAUACAGAUUUCCAGACAAUUUGCUGCCAAAAACUUUCAGAUAUGCUCACUAUGACUGCUGCUCUAAAAUGAAUAGUGAUUCCGGAUUGAAAUUAAAUGAAACUAACUAACCUAACUUGGAAAACAUACGAGGUAUCAAAAAUCCCAAUCAAAUUCGAUCAACGCUGAACUUUCACGUAUCCACUCUGUAUAAACACCCCUUACUGAAGAUCCUGUUCGAAUUGCAUUCCUAUUUGAAGAGAUUUCGAACGAAGAUUCAGUUUGAAUGGAAUCUAAGGUAAUGUUUGAUAAACAGUAGUAUGAACAUAAUACUGAGCCAAUCGAGUUCAAUCGAAAACAAGCAUACGAAAAGGUCAGAAGAAAUAUCCCUCAUUAGCUUUAAUAGUAGUAAUUUAGGAAGAGUUAUGACAAAUAAUAAAAAAUAAAAAUAAAAAGUAAACUUAUCCUACAUGUCACAUCAACGAACAACGAGUAAAGCAAAUAUGUUAGAGAGCUAUCAUAUUUCCGAUCACUCAGUCCAUUGGCUGGUUCAAAAUAUUAAUUACAAUAAUGCAACAAUAAAUGAACCGUAUAGUCGCUUACGAAGCAGUAUAAAUUUACGCUUUGUUGCUAAUCUAGGAUAUUCAAAUACAAUACGUUCGCUUUCUUCCAACAGUUAAUGCAUUUCAGAACAUAUUUAAGAUACACAACUAGCGCCGUAGUUUUGUUUAUUCACAAUCCAAAAGUCCUUACUUCAACAGUCUUACAAGAUGAACAUUUAUAGAGAGAGAGAGUGAUUAGUGCGUACCAUUAUUUUCACUGCGGCCCAAAACUCUGCGAGAACAGACCCGUUGACGCGAGGUCAUAAUUUUGCAUAAUGUACGGCGGUACCGGAACAUAUCCGUGAGGUGGCCCAGUGAGGCUAUGAAGGGAUAGUCUGCCGGUGGGAGAGCUGCUGUCAUCUGGCGAGGGAGGCGCCGAAUUAGCGGCGGAACCAGACGAAACUGCAGCGGGAGGUGCUGAUGGAGGUGACUGUUGUUGGUGUGGGACUUCGGUGUUGGCGAUCUGUGAUGCUUGCGUCAAUCGAGACGCUGCUGGGGUUGCUUUUUUCCGAGAUUUGACUGGUUUGACUGCCUUGGGAACGCCAUCGGCGUUAGCAGAGGAGUUCUGGCGCACCGCUUUUGGCCCAUUGAUCCCAAGCCGGUUCGGAUUAUUGACACUGAUACUAGCGAACCGUUCCGGUUGGCUGCUGCCGUCAUCGAAAUGACCGGUGAUGCGUUGAUGAGCCUUGAGAGCUGUUCCUUGGAUGAAGCGUUCGUUGCAAAUGCCACACAUGUACGGUUUCUCACCCGUGUGACGCCGGAUGUGCAGCGUGAGAUCAUUCGAUUGGGUAAAUGCACGAUCACAGUAGGUGCACGAAUAUGGCCUGCAGGGAUCGAACAUAUAUUCAUUGGUCAGAGCGACAUUCAAAGGAAAAUCAAUGGUAAAAUACCUCGUUCCAGUGUGAAUUCUCAUGUGGCGCACGAGCUUAUUAGACCGCGAGAACCCUACAAUUAGAGAUAAUUGUUUCAAGAAAAAUCUCCCAAAGUCUCUAUCCUUGCUGCAAUUACCUUUCCCACAAAUGGUACACAGACAGGGCUUCUCUCCGGUGUGUGUUCGCCGAUGGCACUGCAGGUCGGAUGACCGUGGAAAUCCCUAGAAUGAAAAACAUCAAGUUUGCUCAAUCACUCCCAUCCUCUUUUGAUAAUGGAGCCAUUAAGCGCCAAAUCAACCGGCCGCUGCCCCGACCAUCUUCGAUUUUUUUGAAACUUAAUACUUAUGAAGCAAACUACCUAAAAUAAUAAUUUUUAUAAUUAUGAAUUAUAAAUGAUUUUUUAUAAGGGCGUAUUCUAAAUCUU
This is a messenger RNA of Toxorhynchites rutilus septentrionalis, 7900 nucleotides long. RefSeq lists its product as uncharacterized. The record is from RefSeq and is a predicted model, not a curated record. Gene Ontology annotation, biological process: peptidyl-arginine methylation. NCBI's taxonomy places the organism in Eukaryota, Metazoa, Arthropoda, Insecta, Diptera, Culicidae. Gene Ontology annotation, cellular component: nucleus. Bases 198 to 1838 code for a protein of 546 amino acids. The transcript is spliced from 3 exons. Gene Ontology annotation, molecular function: protein-arginine N-methyltransferase activity.